CAACUUGGCAGCAUGGCGGAGUCGGAAGACAUAAGUAGUAAUAGUAGCAGCAAUAGUAGUAGCAGAGAAGACAUGCACUUUUUCGAAGGUGUCGAGAAGCUGCUGGAGAUCUGGUUCGAGCCGAAUCCUGCGAACAAGAAUGCCGAUCUCCGGAAAAUCCCCAGACCGAUGUGGGAUGCACUGCUGAAAACGGUGCGAUGUGAAAUCAUCAGCUUCACCAGGAACGACCAGAUCGAUGCCUACGUGCUGAGUGAGAGCAGUAUGUUUGUGUCCAAACGUCGCUGGAUCCUUAAAACAUGCGGCACAACGACGCCAUUGCAGUGUUUCGAACCGCUGUUGCGUCUGGCCUCCGAAAUCGCUGGUUACAGCGAAAUCGAGGAUCUGUUCUACUCGCGCAAGAACUACAAGCGCCCAGAGUUGCAGGUUUCGCCACACCGGGGCUUUGACGAGGAGGUUGCCUUCUUGGAUUCGUUCUUCGAUGAUGGGCGCGCAUAUAGUCUCGGUGCAAUUAACCGCGACUGUUGGCAUCUUUACACACUGAGCCGCGGGGGAGGAGGCUCCAAACUCGAUGCACAACUCAUCGAGACGGCCAUGCAGCCGGACCCGGACCAGACAAUCGAGAUACUGAUGACGGAUCUCGACCCGAAGGUGAUGGCUAUUUUCACUAAGGAUGUUUGCACCACGGCAAAGGAGGCAACCCAGAAAUCGGGUAUUCAUCGUCUCUUGCCGGGAAUGAUCAUUGAUGACUAUCUCUUCGAUCCAUGCGGCUACUCUAUGAACGGCAUUUCCAAGCAUGGAUGCUACAUGACCAUCCACAUUACACCGGAACGCGAGUUCUCGUACGUCAGUUUCGAGAGCAAUGUCGCCUCGUCGGACUACGGAGAGCUUAUCACACGCGUGAUCCGUACGUUCCAGCCAGGCAAAUUUAUCGUGACCGUAUUUGCUAAUAAGACAUCGAUCGCUGCAAAUGCAAACCGCGAGAUCGAACAUUUGGGCACUAUUGAUCAGUGGAAACGACGUGACAUCCAGUACUCGCGUUUUGCCAGCUACGACCUUACCUACGCCCAAUACUGCAAAUACCCAAGCUGAGGUUUACCG
Molecule: messenger RNA, 1098 nt
Organism: Anopheles nili
Lineage: Eukaryota; Metazoa; Arthropoda; Insecta; Diptera; Culicidae
Gene: SamDC
Product: S-adenosylmethionine decarboxylase proenzyme
Exons: 7
Coding region: 13-1089 (358 amino acids)
Biological process (GO): spermine biosynthetic process; spermidine biosynthetic process
Cellular component (GO): cytosol
Molecular function (GO): adenosylmethionine decarboxylase activity
Source: RefSeq, a predicted model, not a curated record